AUGAGAAAAAGUUCAUUUCCAGAUUUGAACGAAUCUGAAAAAAGCGAAAGAAGCUAAUCUACUUCAUCUGAAUAUAAAGUUGAAUUAAGAAAAUAAAGAGGAUGUCAAACAGCAAAUGCUGAUGCUAAACGUUACCAUAAAAUUCCUUUAAAAACGUAAAUUUAGUUAUUUUAGAUGGUAUUUGUAAACGGAAAGCGAAUAAAAUAAGUAUCAGAGUAUAUCUAGUAUUUAGGUUGCCAAGUCUUUAGGUAUGAACUACUCAAGUGCAAAAUCAUUGAUUCAUUAUUAUAAAAAUAAUAAAAGACCUAUCCCAACAGCAAUAUCUAGUAUAUUAAAUUAAAAAAAGCAUUGUGGGAUCAGGAAGACAAAAAAUGGAAGCGAGAAUAUGUUUGUUGUCGUUAAAGUUCAAAAAAACACUAUAAAAAAAUACAAUUUUUAUUAAUUACUAAAAAAGUAACAAAACAUCUAAAAUAAUUGA
Messenger RNA from Paramecium sonneborni, 478 nucleotides. Lineage: Eukaryota; Ciliophora; Oligohymenophorea; Peniculida; Parameciidae. The record is from the annotation of a GenBank genome assembly.